UGUCAACAGUAAGGAAAUUAAGAAUUAUUCCAGAAAAAAAAAAUGUCAAAGAAGAUGAAUACUCCAUGGACUGGUUCAUUAAUUGUUUUUCUUCUAUCUAAUGUAUUCAUCAUCAUCUCAUCUUUUGCUCAUGAACAACCAAAGAUCUUCAUUGUACAUGUUUCGAAAUCAGAUAAGCCUUCCAUUUUCAACACUCAUCUAGAUUGGUAUACUUCAACACUCCAAUCCCUCCCACCUUCACCAUUAGCAUCAUCAUUUGGCACUGGUCACCUUCAUCGGCCUUCUCCAGAAAUUAUUUAUACUUACAGCCAUGCUAUUCAUGGUUUUGCUGCGAGGCUAACACCUUCUCAAGCUUCACAUCUCCGAAGUCUCCACGGUAUUGUGUCUAUAUCACCUGAGCGUACUCACCGGAUCUAUACUACUCGUACACCACAGUUCCUUGGUCUGAAUGAUCAUUCUGGUCUUUGGCGUAGCUCAAAGCAUGGGGAGAAUGUCAUAAUAGGAGUUAUAGAUUCCGGGAUCUGGCCGGAACGGAAAAGUUUUAAUGACUCGGGUUACAGUCCGGUGCCAGAGAAAUGGAAAGGUAUUUGUGAGACGGGACCUGAUUUUCCUGAAACAUCUUGUAACCGGAAGAUUAUCGGUGCUCGUGUUUAUUACAAAGGAUAUGAAGAGGCAAUGGGAAUGCCAGUUGAUGCAGAUGGCACAGAAUCAAGAUCGCCAAGAGAUACUCACGGACAUGGUACACAUUGUGCAUCAAUUGCAGCUGGUUCUGUUGUUUCGAAUGCUGGGUUUCGGAAAUUUGCUGUCGGAGUAGUGAAAGGUAUGGCAACUAAAGCUAGAAUUGCUGCUUACAAGGUUAGUUGGACAUUUGGAAUUGUUACUUCGGAUGUAAUAGCUGGUAUGGAUCAAGCUGUGGCAGACGGUGUUGAUAUAAUUUCCUUAUCGUUGGGCCCUGGCCAAUCCAUGAAAUAUUACGACGAUUCGAUUGCCAUUGCAGCUUUUGGUGCUAUGCAGAAAGGAAUUUUGGUUUCAUGUGCCGCUGGAAAUAAUGGACCUGCUCCGAUGAGUGUUGAUAAUCUCGCACCAUGGAUGCUGAAUGUUGGAGCAUCUACAAUUGAUAGAGAAUUUCCAGCCGAUUUGGUUUUAGGCGAUGGUCAAGUAUUUCCAGGGGCUUCAUUGUACUCCGGCGAUCCACUGAACCAGCAAUCCGGUGCAUAUGCGGAAGUAGUUUACUCGCUUCGUAACAAAACCGAUAGAUAUUGCUCAGGAGGAUCACUGAAUUCCACACAUGUUUCUGGUAAAAUUGUUGUUUGUUAUGUUGGCUAUGACACUAACGCAGCAGAUCAAGGGACUGCAGUCAAAACCGCCGGUGGUGCUGGAAUGAUUCUAAUUGAUCCGAAUGAAGGUGAAUUGCGCGCUCGGGCUUAUCCGAUUCCAGCAACUGAAGUGAGCCUUAGCUCUGGGUCUAAGAUCAUUGAGUACAUGAAUAAAGAAUAUUCAAACGGGCAAAGACCUACCGCAACAAUCAAAUUCCGAGGAAUGGUUACUGGGUCAUCUUCAUCUUCUGCUCCAAGAGUUGCGUCGCUAUCUAGUCGAGGUCCGAGUCAAGUAGUACCAGAGAUUCUCAAACCAGAUGUUAUUGCACCGGGGAUAAAUAUUUUGGCUGCUUGGACAGGAUUUGGUGCAGACCCAGCCAAUUCGGAAGAGUUCAAUAUAAUUUCUGGUUCAUCCAUGGCAUGUCCUCAUGUGAGCGGUCUGGCUGCGCUGCUUCGGAGUGCUUAUCCUAAAUGGUCUCCAGCUGCAAUCAAAUCCGCUCUCAUGACAACUGCUUACAAUAUCGACAACUCGGGAAGGCACAUUACUGAUUUUGCAACCAACAAUUUCUCAACACCAUUUCAGCAUGGGUCUGGACAUGUGAACCCAAACAAAGCUCUAAAUCCAGGUUUAGUGUACGACAUCUCUCCUAGUGAUUACGAAGCUUUCUUGUGCUCAAUUGGGUACAGCACAGAACAGAUGUCUCUCUUUGCCAAGGAUAAGAAGGUCGAUUGCGAGACGAUCAAGUCAUCUAACGGUCCCGGUGAUCUCAAUUAUCCAUCAUUUUCUGUUGUUUUUGGAAAAACAGAAAAAUUGAAGUAUAAAAGAGUUGUUACCAAUGUUGGGAGUUCAGUGAAUGCUGUUUACAAUGUCAGGAUUAGAGGUAGAACAUCAUUUGUUAAGACCAGUGUUUCCCCAACCAAACUUGUGUUUACUAAAGAUAAGACUAGUUUGGCUUACGAAAUCACAUUCGAGUCGAAGCUAAAGAUUCCGGUCACCGAGAAGAAGGAAGCGUUCGGGUCAAUAGAAUGGUAUGAUGGAGAACAUGUUGUAAGAAGUCCUAUUGCAUUUAGCUCGGUAAUUACCAACUCUACUAGCUUCAUUUCUUCUUCUUAGUUUGUCUAAUAUUUCCAUAUGAAUUGAUGUGAUUUACAAUGUGAAAGUCCACUCUAAGAUUCAGAAUUGAAUCCAGCAAUGUGGGGAUCUACCUAACCUCGAUUCAAAAUGCACCAACUUCUGUAGAUACCAGGAUUUAUUGCAACUUUGUCCAAGAUAAGAAGCAUGUGAUAGUAUCAGAAA
Messenger RNA from Papaver somniferum (opium poppy), 2613 nucleotides. Its product is annotated as subtilisin-like protease SBT1.4. Bases 43 to 2430 code for a protein of 795 amino acids. The record is from RefSeq and is a predicted model, not a curated record. NCBI's taxonomy places the organism in Eukaryota, Viridiplantae, Streptophyta, Magnoliopsida, Ranunculales, Papaveraceae. Gene Ontology annotation, biological process: proteolysis. The transcript has a single exon. Gene Ontology annotation, molecular function: serine-type endopeptidase activity.